Molecule: messenger RNA, 1264 nt
Organism: Sturnus vulgaris (Common starling)
Lineage: Eukaryota; Metazoa; Chordata; Aves; Passeriformes; Sturnidae
Gene: CASTOR1
Product: cytosolic arginine sensor for mTORC1 subunit 1
Biological process (GO): negative regulation of TORC1 signaling
Molecular function (GO): arginine binding
Source: RefSeq, a predicted model, not a curated record
AUGGACCUGCACAUCUUGGAGCACCGGGUGCGGGUGCUGAGCCUGGCCCGCCGCGGGCUCUGGCUCUACACCCACCCGCUGCUCAAGCUGCUCUUCCUGCCCCAGCGCUGCCGAUGCAAGUUCUUCAGCCUGACGGAGACCCCCGAGGACUACACAGUCAUGCUGGACGAGGAGGGCUUCAAAGAGCUGCCUCCUUCCGAGUUCAUGCAGGUGGCAGAUUCCACGUGGCUGGUGCUCAGUGUCGUCUCCAACGGGCGGGAGCCCCCCGGCUGCCAGGCCACCGGUGUCACCAAGAUCGCGCGGUCGGUCAUCGCGCCGCUGGCCGAGCACCACGUCUCGGUGCUGAUGCUCUCCACGUACCAGACUGACUUCAUCCUGGUGCGGGAGCGGGACCUGCCCGUCGUGAUCCACACGCUGGCCGGGGAGUUCGACAUCUACAGGGAGGAGAGUGGCGAGUGUGUCCCUGUCACCUGCGAUGAUGUGAGCAACGGCUUCCUCAAGCCCAAGCCACCCACCAGCCCCACGCUGCACCCAGUGCAGAGCCCCCAGACCCGCUUCUGUGUCCUGACGGUGGCCCCCGACACGCUGCCCGCCAUCGCCACCAUGCUCAUCGACGUCCUCUUCUACUCCCACAGCAGCCCCCCGUGGGAUGCAGCCACCAGCAGCCAGGACCUCGACUCCAUCACCUUCUUCUCCUUCUCCCUCAUCGAGGGCUACAUCUCCAUCGUGAUGGAUGCUGAGACCCAGAAGCGCUUCCCCAGUGACCUCCUGCUGACCAGCUCCACAGGGGAGCUGUGGCGGAUGGUGCGGAUUGGGGGGCAGCCCCUCGGCUUCGACGAGUGUGGCAUCGUGGCGCAGAUCGCAGAGCCGCUGGCAGCCGCCGACAUCUCGGCCUAUUACAUCAGCACCUUCAACUUUGAUCAUGCCUUGGUCCCCGAGGAGGGCAUCGCCGAGGUCAUCCAGCUGCUGCAGCAGCGGCAGGAGAGCAGCAGAUAGGGGUGACUGUCCCCACACUGACUGACUGUCCCAGCGUGGUGUCCCCCCUCCUCCCCACCCAAAUUCAUUAGUUAUGAAUUUUAAUGAUCCCCCAGCACAGGACAGAACCGGGCACAGCAUCGCUCCCUCUGUGCUGGGGGAGUGGUGGCUUUGGGGACAUGGUGGCCUUGUGCCCGUGGGAACUGGCCCACAGGAGAGGGGUCAGUGCCUGUGUGCCAUCCUCUCCCUGUAGCCUGGCCUGUGCAGGGUGGGUGGCCAAGGGCAGAGU